AUUGCGUUGGCGGUUUCGUGAGGGACAUUUCCGCGUUACAAUCUCACAAUUUUGUUUCUAUUUUUAAUUCUUUCAAUUCAAUCUUCUUCUUCUUCUUCUUCUUCUUCUUCUUCUUCUUCUUUGUUGGUUUCGUUAUUUUAAUCCUCUUUUUUCCCAUUGCUUUCAAAUUCUCCCAAUCUCUGCUUCUACUUCUUCGAAAUUCGCCUUGUUUUUCGUCUUUUUUCUCUCCUUUUCCUGCCAUUUGGCCAAAUACAACUAAACGGUCUUCACUCUUUUCUCCUUCUCAACUCUUUCUCUUGUUUGUUUGAAGUUUCAUGUAUGGUGGAUGAUUCAAAUUGGAGUAGGAGAUGGGUUUUUUCAGCACUUUAUUGGGAAUUAUUGGGUUUGGUAUUGGAAUUCCUCUUGGUUUGGUUAUCGGGUUCUUCUUUUUCAUCUAUUCAAAGCCCGAUGAAGUCAAGGAUCCGAUGAUUAGGCCAAUCUAUGAAUUAGAUUCAGAUGCUUUGGAAGAAGUUAUUCCUGAAAUUCCACUGUGGGUUAAGCACCCUGAUUUUGAUCGGGUAGAUUGGUUGAACAAGUUCAUUGCAGCCAUGUGGCCUUAUCUUGAUAAGGCUAUUUGUUCUAGCAUAAGAGGAAUGUCUAAACCAAUGUUUGCUGAGUAUAUUGGCAAGUUUCAAAUCCAAUCUAUUGAGUUUGAGAGUUUACUUCUUGGAACUCUUCCUCCCAAGCUUUAUGGUAUCAAAGUGCAUGAUACCAACGAGAAUGAAAUAGUCAUGGAAACUGCAAUCAAAUGGGCUGGGAACCCUAAUAUAGUAUUGAUAUUGAGACUUUUUUCAUUGCAAAUAAGAAUUCAGUUAGUAGAUCUGCAAAUUUUCGCAGCACCUCGGGUAGCUUUGAAGCCUCUAGUGCCUGCUUUUCCUUGUUUUGCCAACAUUGUUGUGUCUUUAUUGGAGAAGCCGCAUAUAGAUUUUGGCAUGAAAAUACUAGGAGGCGAUAUCAUGUCCAUACCUGGCCUCUAUCAAUUUGUUCAGGAGACUAUCAGAAAACAAGUUUCCAAUCUCUAUCUUUGGCCCCAUGUCUUUGAGAUACCGAUUCUUGAUGCAUCAGUAGCGGCAACGAAAAAGCCAGUGGGAAUACUACAUGUGAACGUCGUCAAGGCUUCAAAGCUUUCAAAGAUGGACUUGUUGGGAACAUCAGAUCCAUACGUUAAACUCAGUCUAAGUGGAGAACGACUACCUUCAAAGAAAACCACCAUUAAGAUGAAUAACUUAAAUCCAAUUUGGAAUGAGAAGUUCAAGCUUGUUGUGAAGGAUCCAGAAUCUCAAGUUCUUCAGUUGCAAGUCUAUGAUUGGGACAAGGUUGGAGGACAUGACAGGUUAGGAAUGCAGCUAGUCCCCUUAAAAGUACUUACACCCUAUGAGACGAAGGAACUAACGCUCGACUUACUGAAGAACACGAACAUAAACGAUCAUCAAAACAAGAAACCGAGAGGACAACUUGUGGUUGAGUUGAAGUUUACUCCUUUCAGAGAAGAAAGCAGCAAGUUCAGUAGUCAGUUAGAUGGAUGCCGAAGUAUGGUAAGUCGAGACGAAAGAGAUUUACAAGAUGAUUUUGUAGGUGGAGCGGGGUUGUUGUCGGUUAAAAUCCAAGGGGCGGCAAGUGUGGAGGGGAAACGACAUAGUAAUCCUUAUGCAGUAAUGCAUUUUAGAGGAGAAAAGAAGAAAACGAAGAUGGUGAAGAAAUGCCGUGACCCGGUUUGGAAUGAAACUUUCGAGUUCAUGCUUGAGGAGCCUCCAUUAGAAGAAAAGAUCCAUAUUGAGGUCAGAAGUAGGAAGAGCAGUCGUUUCAGUUUUUUCUCAAAGGAAUCAUUGGGACACGUAGAGAUUAAUCUGGGCGAUGUUGUGCACAAUGGACGCAUCAACACGAAGUAUCAUCUGAUCAAUUCAAGACAUGGAAUGAUACAUGUUGAGAUAAAGUGGACAGUGGCUUGAUGGAAACAAAAUGAACAUUCAUCUGAGUUCCUCACUUGAGUUGUUUUAUAUGUGUCUCUCAAUGGAGUUUCGUGUGGACAAAAAAGGGAACAUGAAGUCUUUUUCAAUUCAAUCCUCUGUUCUCAUUGUUCACAUGUAUAAAAUGUAUUUAAAGCCACCACUGCCACAAGUAUGAAAAAUGAGUCAUUCUUGUUUAAUGUUGAUCAUUCAUUGACAAAAAUGCCCUUUCUUUUUCUCGAAA
Cucumis melo (muskmelon) is the source of this 2229-nucleotide messenger RNA. Its product is annotated as synaptotagmin-3. Bases 348 to 1988 code for a protein of 546 amino acids. Gene Ontology annotation, molecular function: lipid binding. Gene Ontology annotation, cellular component: endoplasmic reticulum. The record is from RefSeq and is a predicted model, not a curated record. NCBI's taxonomy places the organism in Eukaryota, Viridiplantae, Streptophyta, Magnoliopsida, Cucurbitales, Cucurbitaceae. The transcript is spliced from 12 exons.